This is a messenger RNA of Coccomyxa subellipsoidea C-169, 1324 nucleotides long. RefSeq names its product WD40 repeat-like protein. NCBI's taxonomy places the organism in Eukaryota, Viridiplantae, Chlorophyta, Trebouxiophyceae, Coccomyxaceae. Gene Ontology annotation, molecular function: RNA binding; protein binding. Gene Ontology annotation, biological process: spliceosomal snRNP assembly. The record is from RefSeq and is a predicted model, not a curated record. Bases 1 to 954 code for a protein of 317 amino acids. The transcript is spliced from 7 exons. Gene Ontology annotation, cellular component: SMN complex.
AUGAAGCGUGUGCAGAAUCCACAGAUAUGUCAUGGCCAUUCACGUCCAAUUGUAGAGCUCGCUUAUAGUCCGGUCACUCCUGAUGGGUACUUCCUCACAAGCGCAAGCAAGGAUGGGUUACCCAUGCUCAGAAAUGGAGCCAACGGAGACUGGAUUGGCACUUUCCAGGGGCACAAGGGAGCAGUCUGGUCAUGCAGGCUCAACAGCACAGCAAUGCUGGCAGCCACGGCGUCUGCAGAUUUUUCGGCAAAGGUGUGGGACGCCAUCACGGGGGACGAGCUCCACCACCUGGAGCAUGGACACAUUGUGCGCACAGUGCAAUUUGCGCAGCAGACGUCCAAACUUGUCACAGGAGGGUAUUUUCAGCAGCGGUUGCGAAUCUACGACUUGCAGAAGAUGGACAGCGAGCCGGCGACGGUCAGGGACGUGCCUGACAAGAUCCGCUGCGCGGCCUGGCACCAAAAUGACGCCCUGCUGCUCACUUCCUACACAGACCAACCCGGCAUAGGUGUGUGGGACAUCAGGACAGCCGGUCUGGUGAAGACUCUGGCGACUGGGAAGGAGGUGACAUCCAUUGAGAUAUCUCAGGAUGGCCGCUACAUCACCAGCGCUGACGGCACUGAGGUGAGGUUCUGGGAUGGGGAGAGGCUGGAGCCAAUAAAGGUGUUCAGCCAGCCCUACAGCGUGGAGUCGGCCAGCUUCUGCCCGGAGAAGGGGCGCUUUGUGGCGGGCGGCGGCGACAUGUGGGCGCACCUGCACGACUACGAAACUGGCGCUGAGCUGGAGUGCAACAGAGGUCACCACGGACCGGUGCACACGAUAAGGUUUGCGCCCGGCGGCGACUCGUAUGCCUCUGGCUCAGAGGACGGCACCAUCCGCAUCUGGGAGACAGACUAUGCGCUGAAGACUGAGAAUGGGGAAGCCCCUGCAGCACCUGCUGUGAAUGGCUCAUAGCGACAGCAAGCAUGCAGCUGAUGGGGAAAUGCAGGACGUGCGCAAUUCCUUUGCCUCAAAUUACUUGCCGUCAAUAAUGCAGGCAGUCUUGUGGUAUGUGCCCAUCUGUGCCAUGGGAACCGAUGAAGCCUCACUGCUUUUUGAGGGCCACAUCACCGGUGUGUGAGGCUUUCAAAUCAAAAGAGAAUGAAGUUGUGCUCUAAUAAACUCUCUAAUAAACUCCCAGACAUAGAGGUGCAGACGGAAACUUCCGCUGUGGAGGCAACACGGAUGCGAGAAUUGCCUCUUCCUGUGAGGUUGAAUACAGAAAGUCUAGACCAUCGCAUACUCACAGCUGUUUCUUCAAGUUGAAUGUAAAAGUAAACUUGAU